Messenger RNA from Aspergillus saccharolyticus JOP 1030-1, 1063 nucleotides. RefSeq names its product putative carbonyl reductase. The record is from RefSeq and is a predicted model, not a curated record. Bases 163 to 915 code for a protein of 250 amino acids. Lineage: Eukaryota; Fungi; Ascomycota; Eurotiomycetes; Eurotiales; Aspergillaceae. The transcript is spliced from 2 exons.
CAUGAAUUGAUGGGGGUUUGUAUCCCACAUCAUGCUCAGUUCAACUCCGAGCGCCAAAAGAAUCCCAGAUACCCAAUAUAAGUCCCUCCACUCCUACCGUACCAUCUCUCCUAUCUGUUUGUUCUACUAUACUAUCCCUCUCUCUCCCCAUAUUUGGCAAAAAUGACCGUCGACAAGAAGAUUGUUUUGAUUACCGGCGCCAACAAAGGAGUCGGUUACGAAACCGCCAAAGCCCUCCUCCUCACCUCCGCCGACUAUCACGUCCUCCUCGCGAGUCGGGACCCCGCGCGCGGUGCGGAGGCCCUCGAAUCCCUCCAACGCGAGCCAACGAUCCAGGGCACCGCCGCCGCCAUGCAGCUCGACGUGACGGACGAUGCAUCGAUCCAGGCGGCCGCUCAGCAAGUGAAGGAGCGCUACGGCCGCCUCGACGUGCUGAUCAACAACGCCGGGAUCUCCAACAAAUCCUCGAACCCCGGGGAGCAAGUGCGCGCCAACAUGGCCACCAACGUUGUCGGCCCCGUGGUCGUGACCGACGCCUUCGAGCCCCUGCUCAAGGCGGCCACCGAUCCGCGCAUCAUCUUCGUGACCUCCUCGCUCGGCUCGCUCGGCCAUGCCAGCAAUCCCAACUCCAUCUACUACAGCACCAAGGCGAGCUACCCCUACGACUACUACCGCGCGAGCAAGGCGGCGCUGAAUAUGAUCAUGGUCGAGUACGGGAAGCGCAACCCGGAGAUCAAGGUCUUCGGGGGUGAUCCGGGCUGGUUGGCCACCGACUUGGCCAACAAGGAGCAGAUGCAGAAGCUGGGGGCGCCGCAUCCAGAGGUCGGGGCCCGGGAGAUCGUGCGGAUUGUGCUUGGGGAGCGCGAUGAGGAUGUGGGGAAGGUUGUGGGCAAGUAUGGGGUGCAGAUUUGGUGAUUCGAUUGUGGUGAUCGUUGGAACAGGGUGAUGGAUAUAGCCUGAGUCUUUUCCACUCGAGAGAGAGAGAUACAGUACGAUCUUUCUUCGUUUCACUCUUGAUGGUGGAGUACUGUACGUAUCUCACAAAUUCACCCACAACUCGCAC